AUGGAGGAGCAGUUUCCCACCGUUUUGCUGCCGGGCGAAGCCGAAGCCUUGGUGGAGGCGUUGAGGAACUUCCAGCUGCGAGAUAUCGGGGGCCACGGGUGGCUACAGCAACAUGAGCAUAUUGAAAAGCUUAACAUGCAGGCCAUACUGAGUGCUUCUGCUGGACAUGAGCAGCUCCUUACUGAGCUUCUGGUGAACAAUGGCAAGAUCCCAACUCUGAUUGAGGAAUUAAUCACUGUGGAGACCUGGAAGCAGAAGAUAUUCCCUAUAUUAUGCAGGCUGGAGGAUUUCAAACCAAAAAGCACAUUUCCCAUAUACUUAGUGCUACGUCAUGAAGCUUCAGUUAUUAACCUCCUGGAGACAGUGUUUUUUCACAAGGAAAUCUGUGAAUCAGCAGAGGACUCCAUUCUGGACUUGAUAGAUUACAGCCAUAGGAAGUUGACCCUGUUAGCAGCUCGAAGUGCCAGUGGGAAGAUCCCAGUUGAACAGAAGCUUCAGCCUGAGGAUCUUGCCAAUCCGUCAUCAAUGCAGGAAUUAAAGAAACAAGCUGAAGAGAUGGAGUUUGAAAUCUCACUGAGAGCUCUUUCUGUUUUCCGUUUCAUUACUGGUCUGUUAGAAAGUUUGCCAGUGAGUGCUGUGACAAGGAUUCUGAAUACCCACAACUUUCCAUGCCUUUUGGUACAGUUGGUAGAGCAUUGUCCAUGGAGCUGCUAUAAAGAAGGGAAGCUAAAGAAGUUUGAGAAUGGUUCAUGGUAUGAGGUGCCUCAUGAAGACCAUGUGAAGUUGUCUAAGCUGGAUGGGCAAGUGUGGAUUGCUCUCUACAACCUGCUCCUUAGCUCAGAAUGUCAGCACAAGUACAACUUCAAUAGCUUUAACAAAAACCAGCUCUUGAAGCUCCGUGCCUUCCUGAAUGAUGUCCUCAUUGACCAAUUCCCCAAUCUUUUGGAGAUGCAAAGAUUCUUGAGCCAUCUUGCUGUGACAGACCCUGUUCCACCCAAGAAAGACCUCAUACUAGAACAGGUUCCUGUAAUCAGGGACCGCAUUGUCAGACAGAACUCUGGAAAAUGGCAAGCAGUUGCCAAGCACCAGGUAAACAAUAUGUUUAGCCCUUCAGAGGAGGAACUGAAAAACCAGGCUUGCAGAUGGGCAAAGACAUACAACCUGGAUGUGAUGGAAGCCCUGAUCCCAGAUAAACCAAAGUGUGGGAUGUGUGGCUCUGAGGCAACAAAACGCUGCUCCCGUUGCCGGAAUGAAUGGUACUGCAGACGAGAGUGUCAGGUACAGCACUGGCAGAAGCACAAGAAAGCUUGCAACUUGAUGGCCGAUACUUUGAAGAAAAUACAGGAAAAUGUACAAAUGCAGGCAACAUUCACCACAUAAUAAUUAUGGGUAGAGGAAUUUUCUCCAGUUCCUCUUUUGACAAAUGGGCUGAAUUUUAGAGUUUUAGAUUACAAAAGGUCCAAUUGACAACCUAAGGAAGCCACAAUGUCAGAUUUAACAGACUUCAUACACAUACAACCUAGAAAUGAGGAACAAGAUUCUUAUACAUUUCAAGAGAUUACACUUAGAAAAAAUUGAACCCACUUUGCAGAAAAACAUGCCUGUCUUGGCUUCUCUCCCCUGUGCCAUUGAAUCUCAAGAUACCACGGCUGCUUGUUUCCUAGAUUCUGGAAGUUAUGAAUGCAUGCUGGAGACUCCCUAGGAAUAAAGAGACUCCCUAGGAAUUUGGAAGGGCUGUAGUUUAGUUGUGCUAAAGGCAGAUGUUCUUUGCUUUACCUUCCAGCAUUUUUAAGUUUUGAGAAUUCUUUUGCAUACUGGCUUAAACGAAGAGCCUACUCAGUCUCAUGACACUGCAACUAACUAGUCUCUGCAACAGUUAACAGCAGAGAUAAUGAAGCUGACUUGCAAUUAUUUUCUUCCUGCAAACAGAUCACUGCUGCCCAUAGUACCUGCUGUGGGAAUGAAAACCUGAGCCUAAAGAGUGUCUCUUUGGAAGACUGUCAUUGCUAAACCUAGAAAGCACAAAUAUUUUCUGGAUUGUUUUUUACAUGCCAUUCUAUGCUGUUGGACAUUGUCCAGAUGAGGCUUCACUAUGCUGCUUUUCAUUGAGAUAAAAUCUUAGAGCACUAAGGAUCUUGUUCAGAUUCACCCUAUUUUUCAGCACUAUAGAGUGUAUGGACGUAUUCACACACAAGUGGCUUUCUUAUAUUUUACAAAGUUCCUAUGAGAUCUGAGGAAUUAAAAUAUAGUUUUGAAACUAUAGGUAUAUCCUAAAUACUUAGAUCUCAGUCCUGAGACAGUUCAUACUUAAUCUUGUUGGAACUUAAAUUUUUUUGCAAACCAUGUGUUUGAUACAAACCUAUGUAACUGUGGCCCAAUUGCCCUUUGUGAAGAAAAGGUGCUCUGGAGGGAGUAAGAAGCAGCAGACAGGAGGCGAGUGAUUGUCUACCCUGUUCAAAAUUCCAACCCUUCCUUGUAGGUUUUUGCCCUUUGGGCUUCAAAAGUGCUGUUUGUAAAUGCUACAGUUACACAUAUUUGUAUAUAACAUUCUUUGACCCCAAUUUAUGUCAGUUACUUUAACAGAACUUAGGUGCAAUUAACUUUAUCUAGAUCAGGACCCUAGUGCUUGGAAAUAUUUUGAUAUAUUAAAAUAGCUCACAUGUAUUUUGUACUGUGGGUCAAAAAGAAUGGAGAGAGCUGACAGGCAGUAUUACCACCCAUCCCAUCUAGCUGCUGAAUUGCAAUGUUUCUUCAGAAACGCUGAGUGUUAAACUAAGGGAGGAAAAAGAGAAAGGAUGUGGUUAAUUAAAGAAUUUCAGUUUGCUAAGCUACAAGGUUUCAGAGUUAAAACACAUGACAUCUUCU
Messenger RNA from Rhineura floridana, 2865 nucleotides. It is a transcript of the gene ZMYND10, whose product is annotated as zinc finger MYND-type containing 10. The record is from RefSeq and is a predicted model, not a curated record. Lineage: Eukaryota; Metazoa; Chordata; Lepidosauria; Squamata; Rhineuridae. Gene Ontology annotation, cellular component: cytoplasm; centriolar satellite. The transcript is spliced from 12 exons. Gene Ontology annotation, biological process: motile cilium assembly; outer dynein arm assembly; inner dynein arm assembly. The coding region runs from base 1 to 1380 and encodes 459 amino acids.